CGAGCAGAGGGGCGAGUUAGUUUGUGGGCUUUUAACAAACCUCCUGCUCACACUAGGAGUCUCUGGUAGUCUUUCAGUCACUCCGUCUCAGUCGCUAAGUCUUCUUCUCCUCCCCCCCUCUGCUGUUCCCCCUCUCUCUCUUGCUCUCAUCUUUUGUUUCUUUCUGGUGCUCUUCUUUAUUCUCGCCUGUUGCUUCUGCUGCCACUGCCGCUUCCACAAACUUAGUCUUGAGAGAAAGUGCUGGGUGAUGGACUGCUGAACGGCUUGUACGUUGAUACAAAGUGAGCUGUGAGCCGAGUAAUCGAGCGGACCGCCAGACAUGGGGAAGCAGAACAGCAAGCUCCGUCCUGAGGUGAUGCAGGACCUCCUGGAGAGCACUGACUUCACCGAGCACGAGAUCCAGGAGUGGUACAAGGGCUUCCUGAGGGACUGUCCCAGCGGGAACCUCUCCAUGGAGGAGUUCAAGAAGAUCUACGGUAACUUCUUCCCCUACGGAGACGCUUCCAAGUUCGCCGAGCAUGUCUUUCGCACAUUCGAUGCUAACGGCGACGGGACAAUAGACUUUCGGGAGUUUAUCAUCGCACUAAGUGUGACGUCACGUGGCAAGCUGGAGCAGAAGUUGAAAUGGGCUUUCAGUAUGUACGACCUGGAUGGAAAUGGGUACAUCAGUAAAUCUGAGAUGCUGGAGAUUGUUCAGGCAAUCUAUAAGAUGGUGUCCUCUGUGAUGAAGAUGCCUGAGGACGAGUCGACGCCUGAGAAGAGGACAGAGAAGAUCUUCAGGCAGAUGGACACCAACAGAGAUGGUAAGCUGUCUCUGGAGGAGUUCAUUAAAGGAGCCAAGAGCGACCCCUCCAUCGUCCGCCUGUUGCAGUGUGACCCCAGCAGCGCCGGACAGUUCUAAACCCGAGGCAUCAACACAACCUUGCUUCUUCGGGGGACUCCAAAUGCCCUUAACUCUCCACUAUGGAGCGGACUGACGAUGAAGAAUGACAAGCUGAUGACGACGAUGAAGAAUGACAGGCCUUCACCAUGCACUGAGGACAUCAAAGAUGAGCACAGGAGCCAAAUUAUCCACCCACCCCCCUUGAGCUGUUUCUCUAAAACCCUCCAAACCCCAACAAAGACUCAAACUGAAAACGUUCCAGAACCCUCACCUGGUC
Messenger RNA from Perca flavescens (yellow perch), 1160 nucleotides. Its product is annotated as neurocalcin-delta A. The coding region runs from base 320 to 901 and encodes 193 amino acids. Gene Ontology annotation, molecular function: tubulin binding; actin binding; calcium ion binding. The transcript is spliced from 5 exons. NCBI's taxonomy places the organism in Eukaryota, Metazoa, Chordata, Actinopteri, Perciformes, Percidae. The record is from RefSeq and is a predicted model, not a curated record. Gene Ontology annotation, biological process: calcium-mediated signaling.